Molecule: messenger RNA, 1026 nt
Organism: Gossypium arboreum
Lineage: Eukaryota; Viridiplantae; Streptophyta; Magnoliopsida; Malvales; Malvaceae
Product: ubiquitin-conjugating enzyme E2 variant 1A
Exons: 5
Coding region: 236-715 (159 amino acids)
Biological process (GO): protein K63-linked ubiquitination; DNA damage tolerance
Cellular component (GO): nucleus
Source: RefSeq, a predicted model, not a curated record
UUGCGAGGUGUGAGGUGUAGGAGGAGUUGGGCUUUCAGGCACUAUAAAGUAUAAAUCUCUCUCUCUAUCUAAUCAUUCCCCUUUUACUGUUUUACUCUUUACAAAUUUUCCUCUCCUUUUUCGUGUUUUUACUCUUAAUUUUGCUUUUUGUUUUGGAUUGUCUCUUCUGAAUCAGAGAAAACCCUACCUUUUUUUUCUCUUUUAUUUCUUUGAAUUGGAACGAUCAAAAGAAGGAAUGGGUUCUGAAGGAUCGAGGGUUGUUGUGCCAAGGAAUUUCAGAUUGCUUGAAGAGCUUGAGAGAGGUGAAAAGGGAAUUGGGGAUGGAACUGUUAGUUAUGGAAUGGAUGAUGCUGAUGAUAUUUACAUGCAGUCAUGGACUGGGACUAUUAUUGGCCCGCCUAACACUGUUCAUGAGGGACGCAUCUACCAGUUGAAACUAUUCUGUGGCCUGGAUUAUCCAGAUAAUCCACCAAGUGUGAGGUUUCAAACCCGGAUAAACAUGACAUGCGUCAAUCAGGAAACUGGAGUGGUCGAACCUAGCCUUUUCCCCAUGCUUGCUAAUUGGCAAAGGGAGUAUACAAUGGAGGAUAUAUUGACUCAGCUGAAGAAAGAAAUGAUGUCUCCACAGAAUAGGAGGCUGGCUCAGCCUCCUGAAGGCAAUGAAGAAGCAAGGCUCGAUCAAAAGGGUUUAGUGGUGAAGUGUUGCAUCGUUUGAAGAUCGUCGGAGUUGUAUGAACAUAAUGUAUAUACAAUCUAUAUGCUAGAUAAAUCCAGCGACCGGCUUAGCACCAUCAAUAUAUAUAUGCUUCCUCUGUAUGGGAAAGAUGUCCCUGGCUCCACCUAAUGGUGGUUAAAUAAAGCGAACUUCUUAAUGAAUUGAUGACAUUUGAAAAUUUAUGACUUGUGCUCACUGCUGGUAUCGAUGAUAUGUUAGUUGGCGAGCAUUUUGUUUUUCUUGUUUCAUGUGUUUUUGUUUCCAUUUGAUGUAAUUUAGAAUGUAGUGGAGGACAACAUGAGUUGUUAAAA